UGAGAGCGCGCGCCACUCAGCGUCCAGCUUCUGUUCUGUCCACUAGCUCUGUUGCUCAUUCAUAGACAAGCACAGACCGUAGGCGCAUGCAAACAUGGCUGAGGAGAUGCAUACCGUUCAUUCCUCGGAUUCAGACACUGGUCCAGAGCACGGGUUGAACAUGCAUAAGCGUCAAUCGCGCGUUACAGUAAAAUACAACCGCAAACAGCUUCAGAAAAGACUGGACGUGGAGAAAUGGAUCGAUGAAGGGCUCGAGAGGCUGUUUGAGGGCCAGGUGAGUGUCCAUGCUCAUCCUCACAGGUGCAGUGUUGACGCUGGAAACUACAAGUUGGACAUGCCAGAGGAAGUGAACAUAGAUGAUUUGUUGGUUCUCUCAAGUGAUGAAGAGCGAACACACAAACUACAGGUUUUUCUGCAAACCUGCACUAGGAACACUGAGGCCUUCAUUGCUGAGCUGUUGCAGAAGCUGCAUGGUCUCCACAAACAGGAAGAGUUGCAGAAUGAAGGAAUUGAGCAUCCCUGCCUCCACACGUACCCACAUCACCAUGGCAACAUCCAUCAUCACAGAGGCAACCAUCAACAUCCAACACAUCAGACACUGUGAUUGUCUCUGUUCCGGAUUAUUGCGGUCACUGGACUGAGCUCCCUAACACACUCAGGACACACAUGCAACAUGCAGUAUCCAACUAGUUUAGCAACUCACUAACUGAGGUGUUUGUUUACAAACUCAUUGGAGUGGUACAUUUAGUAGUGUUCAGUUGUCAAAUUGCCCCCACACUUCGUAUGAUAAAUAUUUGCCGUAGCAAUAAUUUGUUUGCUGGGCUAUUUUUUUUGCUUGUUGACCGGGUUAUGUUUGAACUAGCAGUAUGCAAGUUUGCUCGCAUUUAAAGUUUAAUCUGGUGACAAAUGCAAAUUCAAAAUAAUAUACUUACAUGUUAACAAUCACAGGAAUGUAUGUUGUUGGACAUACUAAUUAAGUUUAAUAGUGUUUAUGAUUUCAUAAAAUAAAAGUUUAAUAAAAGUAACAAUUA
Messenger RNA from Pimephales promelas (fathead minnow), 1031 nucleotides. It is a transcript of the gene ppp1r14aa, whose product is annotated as protein phosphatase 1, regulatory (inhibitor) subunit 14Aa. Gene Ontology annotation, biological process: regulation of phosphorylation. Gene Ontology annotation, molecular function: protein serine/threonine phosphatase inhibitor activity. Lineage: Eukaryota; Metazoa; Chordata; Actinopteri; Cypriniformes; Leuciscidae. Gene Ontology annotation, cellular component: cytoplasm. The record is from RefSeq and is a predicted model, not a curated record.